Molecule: messenger RNA, 672 nt
Organism: Drosophila mojavensis
Lineage: Eukaryota; Metazoa; Arthropoda; Insecta; Diptera; Drosophilidae
Exons: 2
Coding region: 158-526 (122 amino acids)
Source: RefSeq, a predicted model, not a curated record
AGAACGAUUAAUUAUUGAACCGUCGUCAGCCAGCUGCGAGUCAUUUUUUUGUGUGCACGGAAAAAAAUGCGUAAAACGUAAACAAAGUAUUUGAAAACAAAGAAAAACACGUCAGUACAUAAAUACUUAAGCUAAAAAGUAUUUUUCGGCCAGGCCAAUGAGUUAUGAGAUAUAUGUGAACACCCUGAACUCAACCCUACAGGCUUUCGCCCAACAAGUUGAGCACUUCUCUGGCGUCGCUCUACAAGCUGUUGUCCAAUUUUACAGCGAAUUGAUCAACUUCGCUGCCGACUGGCAUUGGCAGUGGCAAAGUCCCGUUGAGUUUACAGCAUUACAGGCAACGUUGCUGAAGGUGUUGUUGAUACUAUUACUGGGGACAGGUGUGCUAAUUGCGUGGGCGUGGGGCGUUUACGGUCGUGUGAUCACUGAAAAGUUUGUCAGGCCGAGCACUUUAAAGGAAAUUGAAGAGCUCAAAUUAUCUGUAGCCAAAUUGAAGUUGCCGAAGGAGCAUUCACCCAGAAUUUAAGAUCAUGUCUAAAAUCAAGCGUUUCUUUUCCAAAAAGAAGGAGGAGGCGGCCUUUAAGGUAAACCUUAAAUACACACUCACAUCGUAUACUAAAAUCUCUAAAAUCACUUUGCAGAUGCGAUUGGGCGGCGGCAUGGGUCAGGGUC